Thlaspi arvense is the source of this 2874-nucleotide messenger RNA. The record is from the annotation of a GenBank genome assembly. NCBI's taxonomy places the organism in Eukaryota, Viridiplantae, Streptophyta, Magnoliopsida, Brassicales, Brassicaceae.
AUGUCGGGGGGUCGCAACGGCUUCGCGGUGGUUCCAGUUUUCUAUGGACUAACGAAAUCGGAAUUGAGGAAACAAUGUUUGAAAUUGAACAAGAUGUAUCCUGACGAUCGGGUAACGGAAUGGCGUCAGGCUCUAUUGGAAAUCGCAGACUUGCCAGGCCACGCAUCAUCUCUUGAGCUAAGCGACUCAGAACUUGUAGAGGAGAUUGUUGCGGAUGUACGUCAAAAGCUUGAUCUGACGGGUAAAAUUGGAGAGAAGGGAGUCUACGGAUUGCUGGAGGAACACUUGGGGAAAAAGCUUGGCAUAACCAGUGGCAUUACAAGAGGCAAAAUACGCCAUAAAAAAAUUCUUCUUGUUCUCGAUAAUGUGUGCAAGCCACUGGGUGCAACGAAGUUUCUUCGCGGGUUUGACUGGUUUGGUGCUGGAAGUUUGAUAAUCAUUACAUCCAGAGAUAAACAAGUCCUUGUCCAGUGUCGGGUCAACGAAAUCUAUGAGGUUCAAGGCUUAAACGAGCACGAGGCUUUGCAGCUCUUCUCUCGGUGUGCGUUUGGGAAAGAUAAACCAGAUCAGAAUCUCCUGAGUAAGCUGUCUAAGGAUUUGGUUGACUAUGCGAAUGGAAACCCGUUAGCUCUCAGCAUUUGUAGUAGAGAAUUGGAGUGUAAAGCACGAUUAGGAAUGGAGAGCACAGUCCUCAAACUCAAGCAGCAUUUAUCCGAAAAGUUUUUUGAUGUGUUCAAGAGCAGCUAUGACUCACUUAGUGACAGCGAGAAGGAAAUCUUUUUGCACAUUGCGUUUUUCUUUAGGGGAGAAAAGGUCGAAGAUGUGGUUCAAUCGCUUGCAGGGUGUGGCUUCUUUCCACGUAUUGGGAUCGAUGUUCUUGUGGACAAAAGUUUGGUGACUGUUUCAGGAAAAAGAUUGCCAACGCAUAACUUGAUCAUUGACACUAGCCUCAAAAUCAUCAGGGAUCAAACAGAAGAGAACGGGGUGGGUUAUGGAUUCUUUGACGCUUCCAACAUUCAAUCUCUCAUACAAGAUUAUGAGAUCGGAGAGAAUGGAGCGCCCAAAGCAACACCCGAGCUGGGAAAUGACGAAAACAAAGCCAUAAUCUUGGACACAUCUAACUUAGCAUUUAAAGGUCAUAUUGCGUUCCAACAUAUGUAUGACCUUAGAUAUCUCAAGAUCUACAAUUCCCAUCGUACAAAGGAUACUAAAUUUGGCCUUCAUGAGGACGCUCAAUCUCUGCCCCCCGAGCUUAGAUUACUCCACUGGGAAAAUUACCCCUCAAGAUCAUUUCCACAAGAUCUUGAUGUUCAGUAUCUUGUGGAACUCAAUAUGCCAUACAGUAAACUUGAGAAGCUUUGGGGAGGAACCAAGAGUCUUGAGGUGUUGAAGAGGAUCACGCUCAGCCAUUCCCUACAACUAGUUAACGUUGAUGAGCUUCAGCAUUCUCGAAAUAUCGAAAAAAUUGAUCUCAGGGGGUGUUUAGGUCUGCAGGGUUUUCCGGACAUGCGUCAAUCGAAACAUCUCCGAGUUGUGAAACUCUCAAUCAGAAGUUUUCCAAAGGUUCCACCGUCUAUUAGGAAAUUGCAUCUCCAAGGGAUAUUGAAUCAUUCAUCGGAGAAUCUUCAAGAAUUGACAAAUGAGGUGAAUAGCUUCUCUAGCCAAGAUCUUGGCAAGCUCGUUUCCUUUCAGCUCAAAGACUGUCCUCAUUUGAGAAGUCUGCCUGACAUGAUUACUUUGGAGUCUCUUCAAGUUCUUGAUCUGUCUGGUUGCUCCGAACUUGAGGAGACUCAAGGUUUCCCACGAAACUUGAAAGAGUUAUCUUUGGCCAAGACUGACAUAAGAGAAAUCACAUGCCACCAUCUAUCUGAACUUGUCAUACUAAAUAUGGAGGAUUGCAAAAGGCUUCGACACCUGCCAAUCGGAAUGGGUAGCAUGAAGUCUCUUGCCACGCUGAAACUGUCAGGCUGUUCAGAACUUGAGGAUAUUCAAGAUCUCCCAAGAAACCUCAGAGAGUUAUAUCUGGCCCGCACCGCGGUAAAAGCAUUUCCACCAUCGUUGCUCAAGAAUCUCUCUAAGCUGGUGGUAUUAUGCUUGGAGCAUUGCAAGAGGCUUAAGCAUCUGCAAAUGGGGGGAGCCGUGAGUAACAUGAUAUCUCUUGUUACACUGAAUCUGUCUGGCUGCUCGGAGCUGGAGGAUAUUGAUGGUUUCCCUCAAAAUCUGAAGGAGUUAUAUCUUGGUGGGACUGCCAUUCGAGAAUUGUCGUCGUCUAUUGGGGAUCUUGCUGACCUUGCUAGGCUAGAUUUGAAGAAUUGCGAAAAGCUCAGACACCUGCCAGAAGGAAUGCAGAACUUGAAUCUCCUAGAAUUUCUUGAUCUGUCCGACUGCUCAGAGCUUAAGGUAGGCAUUAACUUACCAAAAGCCAAAGAAUUACGUCUAUAUAGGAUGGACAUGCCAGUUCCAGCGACGAUGGACAUGCCAGUUCCAGCGAGGAGGGACAUGCCAGUUCCAGCAACAGAGAAUGAAGCAGACGAGAGAUCGGACGAGAGACGUGGAAACACGCGCCAACUAGCUAGAUAUAGAAGUGUAUAUCGUCGUUUUGUUGAAAAAUAUCUAAGACCUAUGUUUUAAAAACAACCCAAAGAGGGGAGAACUUUUUUAGUUGUUACCAUUUCCAAAAAAAACUUUAAAAUAAAGAUGGAUUUCUUUACAAUGUACAGUAAAACCUUUAUAAAUUAAUAUUUUAUAAAUUAAUAAUCACUAUAAAUUAAUAAUUUUUGCUGGUUUUAAAUCAGGCUAGUGUAAAAAUUGACAAAAUUCGAUAAGAUAAUAAGAUAAUACUUUUUUUUGAAACUUAUAAGUAAAAAUUUGAUC